Molecule: messenger RNA, 8153 nt
Organism: Mercenaria mercenaria
Lineage: Eukaryota; Metazoa; Mollusca; Bivalvia; Venerida; Veneridae
Product: BTB/POZ domain-containing protein 1-like
Exons: 6
Coding region: 127-1785 (552 amino acids)
Biological process (GO): neurogenesis
Cellular component (GO): cytosol; P-body
Molecular function (GO): protein binding
Source: RefSeq, a predicted model, not a curated record
AAAUAAAUCAGAAUAAGGUGAUUCAGGAAGUAGAAUUUGUAAAGUCACUGGGCUUACCUGUAGUUUCCAAUCAAGCACACACCCAGGAGAGGAAAGGAAGUUGAAUGAGAGAAGGGCAAUGAAAACAUGGACAGAGAUAAGCUAGGCAAAGAUGAUGCUCCAGCUGCCAAGAACCAACGCAGCACCGAGUCAAAUGGUCGCGCUAACCAAAAUACUUCUGGCACGAGAAAUCACAGCAAUUCAAAUGGGGCAAACACUGUAUCUGCAAUGAUAGCUAACAGCUCGUCACAAGCCAAUCUGAAUGCAUGUGCUAAUCCAAUCACAGGAGAACGAGAAUGUGAAAAUGACAGAGCUGAGUCAAGUUUAUCGUUGGCUUCUAUAAAUUUAAGCGAUUAUUCAGGGUCUAGUAGCUCAUUAUCAUCUCAGAUUAUCCCAGUGAGUAGUGCCCCAUCUGCAUCACCUAGUCUUGCUAAUCAAGCCAACGCUCCAUACAACUGGCAGGCAUCUAAAACAGCUGUGAAGGAGAGACUUGCGUACUUGAUAAACACUGAAAUUAUGAGUGAUAUACAGUUUCGUGUUGGAAAACCACCUAAUGACCAACUCAUACCAGCUCACAAAUUUGUACUUUCGGUUGGUUCGGCAGUUUUUGAUGCUCAGUUUAAUGGACCUAUGGCAACAAAGGAUGGUAUAGUCGAGAUACCAGAUGUAGAGCCAGCUGCUUUUCUUGCUCUUCUCAAAUUUCUCUACGCGGAUGAGGUCAAUAUCGGACCAGAAACCGUGAUGACUACACUCUACACAGCUAAGAAAUAUGCUGUACCAGCUCUCGAAAAGGCAUGUGUGGAUUUUUUAAAGCGAAAUCUGAGCAGUGACAAUGCUUUCAUGCUUCUUACACAGGCAAGACUGUUUGAUGAACCUCAGUUAGCUGCCCUUUGUUUAGAGACAAUUGAUAAGAGCACGUCUGAGGCGCUCAAUGCAGAGGGCUUUACAGACAUUGACCAUGAUACUCUUUGUGUGGUAUUAGAGAGAGAUACUCUAGGUAUCAGAGAAAGUAAAUUAUGCACCGCAGUCUUUCGAUGGUCAGAAGCUGAAUGUAAACGAAGAACUAUUCAGCCGACACCAGAAAACCAGCGUCAAACUUUAGGAAGAGCACUGCGUCUUAUUCGGUUCCCACUGAUGAGUAUUGAGGAGUUUGCAAUGGGCCCGGCUCAGAGUGGGAUAUUAGAUGACAGGGAAGUAGUUCAGCUCUUCCUAUACUUCACUGUGAAUCCAAAGCCAUCUAUAAACUUUCAGGAUGUCCCUCGUUGUUGUUUGACUGGAAAGGAGCAGGUUGUGUCUCGAUUUUGUCAGAUAGAAAGUCGUUGGGGUUACAGUGGAACCAGUGAUCGGAUCAGGUUUAUGGUGAACCGUAGGAUAUUUGUGGUGGGCUUUGGUUUAUACGGCAGUAUACACGGACCUACAGAAUACCAAGUUAAUAUACAGAUAUUGCAGUCGGACAAUGGGAAGGUGAUAGGGGUGAAUGAUACAAGCUUUCAGUGUGAUGGGUCAAACUCCACAUUUCGUGUAAUGUUCAAGGAACCUGUAGAGAUAUUGCCCAAUGUUAGCUACACAGCAUGCUCCACGCUCAAGGGACCUGAUUCAUACUACGGAUCUAAGGGGCUACGGAAGGUUACACACGAGUCAGUUUCGGGUGGAAAGGUCACCUUUCAAUUCCAUUACGCUGCAGGAAACAACAACGGGACCUCAGUGGAAGAUGGACAAGUGCCAGAGAUAAUAUUUUAUACAUAAAUCCUAGGCUUACUCCAUGGAUUUUGAAAAAUGUUUUGCUGUUACAACAGGAAAAAUUGUUGUUUAGCCUAACAGUUUGUGGGCAUUGAAUGAAAUAUGGCUUUAACUCCAUUUAACUGACACUUUCAUAAAAGUAUUAGAAUAUAACGGGAAGUUGCUAUACUUAAAAAAGGAAUUCUUUCUAUGUUAUAUAAUCGUAACUUAAUGCACUGGAAGUUUCAUUCUUCUGUAUGAAAGUAAUGCUAUUGAUUUAAGACUUAGUCCAAGGUCAAUAUUGUAAAAUCAUUGUUAUUCUUUAACAGGGAAAUAAUUUUUGUGUAUUUCAUUAUUGUGUCAGCCCUCAAAAUUAAAUUCCAACUCCCAAUUAAUUUUAAUUUCAAAAAUCGAAAUGUAAAGUCAUAUCCGCACGAAAUAGCCAUUUUAGCCAAAAUAAAAUGAUUGCAGGGUAUGACAUUCAGAUAGGUAAAAAGACCUGCUUAUUGACUGACACGUAAGUCUAUAAAUGUAUAAUAUUUACCCUGAAUAUAAUAGCCAUUCUCAUGCAGCGAAAAUUAAAGUUGGGCAUUAAAUCUCAAUUUUUCAAAUCAUUAUUGCUUUUUCGGACUAAGGCAUGCAUUCGCUCUGGACCAAACAAAAGGACAAGUUCUGGCUGGGUAUGUUUGUAAGAUUUAUGAAUCUCACCCUUAUAAAUGCAGUAUGAUGUUGAUCCACUAGUUUAUAUGCAUGUUCAUGCUGCCAACAUUUACAUGUUUUGUAGUGAAAUUAUAUUUUUGAACACUGCCCGGUAACUAUAACAUGACACUAUCAACACAGCUAAAACUGUUUAUAAACUGGUUACUGAGUAUUUAUUGAAAAAGUAUUCAAUAGACUGGUUAUAUGUAAUUUAUUAUAAUAGACCGGUUAUACCGGUAAUUAAUUGGGACCCUCCCGCUUAGCUCAGCAGGAAGAGCGGUCGUCUACAUAUUGCGGGGUCGCGAGUUCGAUCCCCGGGCGGGGCGUAUGUUCUCCGUGACGAUUUAAUAAAAGACAUUGUGUCUGAAAUCAUUCGUCCUCCACCUCUGAUAAUUCAUGUGGGGAAGUUGGCAGUUACUUGCGGAGAACAGGUUGUACUGGUAUAGAAUCCAGGAACACUGGUUAGGUUAACUGCCCGCCGUUACAUGACUGAAAUACUGUUGAAAAACGGCGUUAAACCCAAAACAAACAUAAUUAAUUGGGUGUAAGUUUUAUAGCAGUAAGUCACUCUGCUUAGAUAUUUCUUGCCAAUUUUGUAUAUGUAAACUUUUAACCUUGUGUAAGUUUUCAUGUAAGUCAAUGUUAGAUCUGAGUUAAUGUAUGUAUCUCCGUCAUUUCUAUACUAUUACAUUGCAAAGUUGAAAAAGCAGUGUACAGAUGGCUAUACCUAUUUACUGAGCUUGACCAAAAACAAUGAAUAGGUUUAGAACUGUUUGUAGACACUACAAAAAAGAAUGUCAUGUAAUGCCAUAUAUUAAGGUAAUUAGCUAAAGCACAAUUUGAGGGAUGAAUGCGAAAGAAGUCUAAGUGUGUCUUUAUUACAUGCAUUUAGAUUUCUUUCCCGUUCACCCCUCAAAUUAUAAAUUUUAAUUUACUGUCGUGUUGUGUUUAUUUAUCUUACACUUGUCUGUAGUUGUAAACCAGUUUCAUAUUGUAUAGUUGUAGCAUUUAUCCUGUCACUUGCAGUAUUUUUGACCCGAUAUUAGGGUGCCGUAUAUCUUUCUUGAUAUACCGUCAGUUGACACGUGACCAGUGAUAUACGGUCAGUUGAUCAUGUGACCUUAUGAUUGAUAUUGUUGUCAUAAGAAAUUUUGCAUUGAAACCAUUACCAUUGUGUUGGAAAUGUCCAUACUAAGAAAAUGAGUGGUCAACUAAUGAGCUUUUAUUCAAAAAUGAAGAAGUUAUUACGAUUUUGUCGGUGAUUACGUCAUUAUUAUUAUAUAAGUGACGUCAUUACGAAUAUGACAUCAUUAAAGCGGUUGUCGCACACUUAUUUUUGUAAAAUAAAUUGCCAAAUAUUGGAAAAUGAAGUAAUGACAAGAUAAAUAGAAUAAUAGGUUAGUGUCUAAGAUGGAGAAAGUUUAUCUGGCUCGGCUCCGGAUGUUAUAAGGUUCGCCUUCGGCUCACCCGAUAACCUCCACCUCGCCAGAUAAACUUUCUCCUCUACGGCACUAACCUAUUAUUCUCUGUGAGUAUACAUUUCUCUGGAAGCCUUCAUAUGAACCAUUAUAUCUAGUUUUCAUUUCAGUUCUCAUGUACUGAAUAAAUGGUAUUGUAACAUUUUGUCUCUUUUACCUGACAAUCACACCACAGGAAGGUGAUCUGUGAUAAACAUUAUGUUAGCUGUGCAAGAUGGUUAUGUUAGCUGUAUAUGGACAUUAUGUUAGCUGUGAGAGGACAUUAUGAUGUAUGUUUAAGACAUUAUGUCAUUUGUGUUUGGACAUUAUGUUAGCUUUGUGUGUACAUUAUGUUAAGUGUGUAUUAUCAUUCUUGGUGAAUUAAGUGUGUAUAAUCAUUAUGUUUGGUGAGUUAAGUGUAUUGUCAUUAUGCAGGGUGAGUUAAGUGUGUAUAAUCAUUUAUGAGUUAAGUGUGUAUAAUCAUUAUGUUUAGAGAGUUGAGUUUAAUCAUUAUGUCGGGUGAGUUGAGUGUGUAUUAAUAUUAUGUUAGAUGUGAUAGAUUUGUAUAAUCAUUAUCCACCCACUUAGCUCAGUAGGGGGAGCUCAGAUCUACGGAUUGUGGGGUCGUGAGUUUGAUCCCCGGGCGAGGCGUAUAUUCUCCAUGAUGAUUUGAUAGAAGUCAUUGUGUCUGAAAUCAUUCGUCCUCCACCUCUGAUUUAUGUGGGGAAGUUGGCAGUUACUUCUGGAGAACAUGUUUAUACUUGUACAGAAUCCAGGAACACUGGUUAGGUUAACUACCCGCCGUAACAUAACUGAAAUGCUGUUGAAAAACGGCAUUAAACCCAAAACAAACAAACAAAUUGUAUAAUUAUUAUGUUGGGUGAGUUGAGUGUAUUAGGAUGUGAUAGUUGUGUGUAAUCCUAACAUUGGAAUAAUUUUAUAUGUGAAAUUUUUGAAAAAGUAAUAUAAAUUUUGAGAAAGUGUUCAUGAAUUUUCAAGUAAUAGAGCUUUUGUUUUCACCCUUUUUUAUCUGCAUCCGAAUAACUAAAAUUUUGCAUGUAAGCAGAUUUCUCUAAAACUACCUGGCCAAAUGCAUUCAAAUUUCACACAUAUAUUUGGCAUCAUGAGAUAACCUAACAACAAGUAACAGUUUUGACAGACUUAUGUCCCAUUUUUAACUUAUAUAAAUUUCGGUUAAAUUUUGCAUGUAAGCAGGUUUCUCAAAAAAACUGUUUUGCCAAAUGCUUUCAGACUUCACACAUUUAUUUAGCAUUGUAAGAUAACCUCACAGAGCAAGUUACAUAACUCUAGCUUUUAAUUCUCAGAAUUACGCCCCUUUUCAGCUUCGAAGUUUCCUGAAAGUUUUGCAUGUACAAACUGCAUAUUUCUGAAGAAUUACUUACAUAUGUUUUCAGAUCCUACACACAAAUCAUAGGAUGAUGUCAUAGGAUCAAGUGUGCUGUCACUAGAUGACUUUAAUAUAAAUUCCAAGAUGCUGUCCAAAAAGUAUGUUGAAAAAGUAGCACCUUGGGUUAUAACAGUUUUGUCAAUUUUUAAAACGUUGGAAGUAAAUUAUGUGUCUUGGGAUGCAGUCCUGAAUAUGCAUAGAUCGAUUUAGUUUUCUGAUACCUAUAUUUCCUAAACACUUGUAAACAACAGGCUUUUUCUGCAGAAUUACCAAACUUACAUAAACUUAAUUCUAUAUCAGGAUGAUGCAACAGAGGUGAAAUAAUUUCGCUGACAUUUCAGUUGGAAAUUUCUGGCUAGAAACCCGAGAGAUCAUAACUUUAUAGUAAUGUUGUUCAGCACGUAUGGUUAUGCACCUGGGGUUUUAUAUUUUUAUUUUGGAUACACACUCCACCUUCUUUACUUCCCUAUCCAGACCACCCCCUCCCACCACCCCACCACUAAUGACUCACUUUAUUUCCCUAUCCUGACCACCACCUCCCACCACCCACCACUAAUGACUCACUUUAUUUCCCUAUCCUGACCACCACCUCCCACCACCCACCACUGAUGACUCACUUUACUUCCCUAUCCUGACCACCACCACCCACCACUGAUGACUCACUUUACUUCCCUAUCCUGACCACCACCUCCCACCACCCACCACUGAUGACACUUUACUUCCCUAUCUUGCCCACCACCACCCACCACUGAUGACUCACUUUAUUUCCCUAUCCUGACCACCACCUCCCACCACUGAUGACUCACUUUACUUCCCUAUCCUGACCACCACCACCCACCACUGAUGACUCACUUUACUUCCCUAUCCUGACCACUACCACCCACCGCUGAUGACUCACUUUACUUCCCUAUCCUGACCACCACCUCCCACCACCCACCACUGAUGACACUUUACUUCCCUAUCUUGCCCACCACCACCCACCACUGAUGACUCACUUUAUUUCCCUAUCCUGACCACCACCUCCCACCACCCACCACUGAUGACUCACUUUACUUCCCUAUCCUGACCACCGCCACCCACCACUGAUGACUCACUUUACUUCCCUAUCCUGACCACCACCUCCCACCACCCACCACUGAUGACUCACUUUACUUCCCUAUCUUGCCCACCACCUCCCACCACUCACAGCCCCAAACCAAGGUAAUAUGGAAGUUUUCUUUGUCUUGCAUUGUAAACAAGAAGCAUAUGACAGUAAGUAGGAGCACCAGUUCCCAAUGGACACACAUCUAGGUACUUAGCGUGUUAUAGUUUGGUCUUUGAUUACCAUGCACACAUGAAGGCAAAAAACAAGUUGCUGAAGAGAAAACUGAACUCUUUACAUAUUCAGCACAGGAUGCAUCUAGUUUUUAUCUCAAAAAUCUGUUUCCUGUAUGUCAAUCUAUUUCAGUGUACAAAAAAUAUAUUGAAAUCUGAUUUUUAGAGAUAUUUGUGGAAAAAUAUGCCUGAAUAAUUUAUGACUGGUUAAAAAAAGGUUUUACUGUUAUGUACUACAUAAAUUAUUCAAUAGAAUUAAUUUCUAUACUUCCUGUGAAUAUUUUUAAUUGAUAAAAAGAAACCUUUCAUAUAUUAAUAUUUAGUCUAAUAUAUUAUUAAUGGUUUCAGUAAUGGGUUUUUGUAACAAGUUAUGUUCAGCUAAACUGUUUCCACCAUUACUGGUAAAAUAAAGUGAAAUGAAGUGAUAUAUAUUAAAAAUGCUGAUUUUACAUGUAUUAUUUAAUUGUGUAUUAGUUGUUUUGUGUUUGAAAAUAUAUAAAUAGUCAUGUAGGACAAAUUUCAAAUACCGGUAAUUGAUAAUAAUAAUGAAAAUAAAUGAACAUGUAGUUUUUAGUGCUUUGGAAAAGUCUAUGCCUAACUAUAUACAAGCCUAACUGUAGUUAAUUGCCUAACUGUGCAUUAUUCUCAUGUCUUGUAAUGUUUGUACAUGUCAUUUGUUUUGACUGUAACGUUAGUACAAGACCAGUGCAAGUUUUGCAUGGAAAACUGUUAGAUUGAAGUACAGUCGAACUUUGUUCGCUCGAACUUGGAUAAUUGGACGACUGAACUUACUGUCAGGGCUUAGCAAAAUCCCUGUAUAAUGCAUAUUGUUCAAUGGUAUGAAGUGCCGAUAACUCGAACAAAUCUUUCUGGUCUCGUAAAAUUAGAGCAAACAAAGUUCGACUGUACCAAAGAAACAGCGAGAGCUGGUGUCUAAAAUAAAUAGAUGGAUGGAAGUAUGGUGUUUCUGUUGUAGGUGACUGUUGCUUAACCCUUACCCUGCUAAAUUUCUAUAAUGAACUUGUCCAUCUUUCAAUUUGGACAGUACCAUUAACUGUUAAAAGGUGUUCUCAUCAAAAAGAUACAGAUUGAAUGGCAAAGAGAACAGAUAUUUUACAUCCUCAGUUUAUUGUGUUCUUUCAUAAUUUCUUUGUAUUCAAGGAUAGACCUGUACAUGAUAUUUGAUUUUUAGGUUUCCACAGCCAGUCCGUGUGUAUAAAGAUAUUUAUAGAUCUGUUAUCCUAGUGGCUGACUUGCAUAAUACCAGUAAUCUAAGUCAGUAUGUUCCACCAUUGAUAAAUGAUUAUUUAAAUACUUAAGGUAUUGUUUUGUUUUAGCUGCUGGAAGGAAACUUUUGUUACCCACUAUAUACCAUAAUUUUGUUGAGUUUAAAUAGUUUUUGUUUAAUUUUUCUCUUUGAUAUUUAAAAUUAAAUGUUCAUUUGUACAUGUAUGCUAUAAUACCUGUUUGAAUGGUGUAGCUUUGACCAUACAAUAAAAUUGUAUAUCACAGAUAGA